Leptidea sinapis is the source of this 5411-nucleotide messenger RNA. It is a transcript of the gene Xpc, whose product is annotated as DNA repair protein complementing XP-C cells homolog. Gene Ontology annotation, molecular function: single-stranded DNA binding; damaged DNA binding. The transcript is spliced from 10 exons. Gene Ontology annotation, cellular component: nucleus; nucleotide-excision repair factor 2 complex; XPC complex. The coding region runs from base 233 to 3664 and encodes 1143 amino acids. The record is from RefSeq and is a predicted model, not a curated record. Lineage: Eukaryota; Metazoa; Arthropoda; Insecta; Lepidoptera; Pieridae. Gene Ontology annotation, biological process: nucleotide-excision repair; mismatch repair.
UAACUACAUCGCGGUCCGGGCCCGGCUAAUGUAUUAUGUCAAAUAAAUAUUAUGAAAUUGUAGUAAAAUCACAAAAAAAGCUACGUGAAACUUAUUACUAGACUACCAUAAUAAUCAUAGUUCUAUUAAAAUGGUUAUCCUAUUCAGCAUUGGCGUUUUCUAAAUGUAGUUUAAAAACAUAUUUUGGUGAUUUGGUUCUGCUUCAUUUUUAAAUAUAUUUUACUUCAAUACAAUGCGUUCAACCAGAAAAAGAACUACCAAGCCAGUCUAUAAAGAUGAAAAUGAGAAUAAUUCGGAUGUAGGCGAUUUCAGUGACUCCGGUUCUGAUGCUGUGAUAUCUGCACCACCAAGUUCUGAAGACGAAGAGGAAUCCUUUAUUUCUGCAGGAUCCAGCGACGAGUUUAAAUCAAAACCCAAACGUAAACCUCAAAGCCGGCCUAUUAAAAAACAAAAUAAGUCCUUCACUAAAACUAUUAUUAACAAAAUAAACAAACAAUGCCAGCAAUAUAGUGAGAAUGAAGAAGUUCAAGAUAAACCUGAAUUUACUAUAAAAGACCUGACUGACGCUGAUAAAUUGUUACCAAGUCUUAACCUUUCAGAAAGUGAUAGCAGUGAUGAUGAAGAAACUAUGCCAAAAAAAUCACAAAAAAAAGUUUUUAACAAACCAGCUUUUAUGGAAACCACUGAGGAAACUGUGAAGGAUGAAUGUCCAAAGGUUGAGUAUAGAGAUGUUUGGUCUAAUAAUGACAAACCUUCUAGCAGUGAAGAGAUAGCAAAAAAAGCAUUUUUAGAGCUAGAACAACAUAAAAAUAAAGUUGAAGAGGCUAAGACAUCAAUUGAAAAUUACAAAUUAAGAAAUGACAAUAAAGAAUCUAAUGUUACUGAUUUACUUGCAUUAGGAGAAGUAGUAUCUCCUACUACACUUAAACUGCAAAAUAGAGCUGAUAGUGAUUCUGAAAUGGAAGACUGGGAAGAAGUUGAUGAAAAGAAAUCAAGUAUACCUCAACAUGGAUUACAGUUGGUUGUAGGUAUUCCGGGAGCAGUUUGUAGAAAAAGCAAAAAAAUUGAUGUAGAAAUGAUGAUGAAAAGGAAACUCAACCGGGCUAAAAAAGAACAACAAGUUUACAUGCACAAAGUUCAUGUUUUGAUUUGGCUUGGUCAUGGUAAUUAUGUUAGCAAGGUUUUGAAUGACCAGUCCAUUCUAUCGACUGCUUUGUCCCUAGUAGCUUCUCAAGACUGCUAUCCUGGUGAAAGAGUUGACAUGAAAUAUGUGGAACAAAUAACUUCAUGGUAUCAUAAUAAAAUCACAUUGAAACAAGAUAAACAUGAGAAUAAAUUUCGCCCAAAAGCGCCCCCCUUAACUGUUAUUUUACCUGAACAAAUUAAAAAGAAAGUAUUUACUACAAAAAAAUACAUAGUUUUUGUUUUCGUGUCAAUGUUAAGAGCUCUAGGAUUACAAUGCCGUGUUAUGUUUAAUUUUAUAACUGUGCCUCUAAGGCCACCUUCUUCUGAGCUUUGUUCAUUAUCUACAAAAGUUAAAGAAGAUGGAGGAGAAGAAAAGUCUAAACAAAGUAAUAAAAAUAAAACUAAAGAAAUAACGAAGGACAUUGAUGAUAAAAAUAUUGCUCAGCUAGAUGGUAAUGAUGAUCUUGGAUCAGAAAGAACUAGAAGAACAAGAAGUGCGCCAGCAAAACAAGCUCAGAAGCACCUUAAUGGUAACAAAAGUGAAAAUGAGGAUGUAUCUCCACCUAAAAGGCCUAAAAAGAAUGUUAAUCCUGAUAUUGACAAUAAAUCUGAUUUUAACAUUCAAGUGAAAAACCAGAGGCCAAGCAGAAUGUGUAGGAAGAAACUUGGUCCUACUGAAGAACCUCAAAAACAACAAAAGUCGUUAUCCUUAAAAAAUAAGAUAGAUAAUGAACAAAAAGAAAAUAGCGAACAAAAAAUUCAAAAUGUCAGAAAUAAGCAAGUUUCAAAAUUAAGAAAAAGCACUGCAAAUUCUGCAGAAAUUCCAAAAAUUGUAAUUACAAACGAAAAUAAUGUUUCAAGCAAAUAUUUUAAAGAAGACAAGAAAACAACGGAACCGCAAAUUCGUAAAAGAAGAACACGAAGUACCGAUUCAAGUACAAGCACGGAAAUAAAACAAGGUCAAGGUAAAAGAACUACAAGAGUAAAACCAACAACUAGUGAAUUUUUUGAUACAGUAAACAAUAAACAGAGUCCUGUGAAGAUGAAACGUCCAAUGAAAAGGAUUAAAUCUGAAGACAGUCUCAGAAUAAGCGAUAGAGAUAUAAAAAAAUCACCAUCAAAUUCAAAAACUGAUGUAACUACUGACUUAAUUCAUAUCAUAAAAAAAAGUGUGAGAGAAGCCAAAGAAAAAUCAAAAAAAGGAAUUGUUAAAGGGAAAGUUACGAAAGAAUCAGAUGAUGAUAGUGAUUACCUUCCAGUGGAGUCACCAAAAUCAAGAAAAUCUAACAGUGAUGAUGACUUCAAGCCAUCCAAAAUUAGCCCUAAGCCUGGCCCAAGUCGUAAAAUAGAUCGACGGGUGCUAUCCACAGAUGAUAAUGACCUACCUCUAAAUAAAAUAGAUGUUUGGUGUGAAGUGUUUGUUGAAGAACUGGAGGAAUGGAUUGCAGUUGAUGUCAUUAGAGGAAAAGUUCAUAGCACCAAUGAAAUAUAUAAUAAAGCCACUCAUCCUGUUAACUAUGUGCUUGGAUGGGAUAACAAUAAUUACUUGAAAGAUUUAACCAGAAGGUAUGUCCCACAUUGGAAUACUGUAACAAGGAAGCAACGGGUGGAUAUGAGCUGGUGGGAUGUGGCUAUCAGACCGUGGCUUGGACCUAAAACCGCAAGAGACAGAGAGGAAGAUGAACGCUUGGACAGAAUGCAACUUGAAGCUCCACUCCCCAAAAGUAUUGCAGAAUACAAGAACCACCCGCUGUACGCCCUCAAGCGCCACCUGCUCAAGUUUGAAGCUCUGUACCCGGCGGACGCGGCCGUGCUUGGCUUCGUGCGAGGUGAGCCCGUGUACGGGCGCGAGUGUGUGCACGUGUGUCGCUCCAGGGACACGUGGAUGAAGGAGGCCAAGGUCGUCCGCUUGGGGGAAAAACCGUACAAAAUUGUGAAGGCGAGAGCUAAGUGGGAUAAGCUUUCAAACAAGAUGAUAACCGAUAAGCCUCUGGAAGUGUUUGGACCGUGGCAAGUACAGGACUAUGAACCACCUACGGCUGAAAACGGGGUGGUUCCUCGGAAUGCUUAUGGAAAUGUGGAACUGUUCAAGGACUGUAUGUUACCAAAGGGAACAGUACAUAUUAAAUUGCCAGGAUUAAAUCGAAUUGCGAAGAAACUCAGCAUUGACUGCGCUCCCGCCAUGACCGGAUUCGAUUUCAAUGGCGGCUAUACACACCCGGUGUUUGAGGGCUUCGUUGUGUGCAAGGAGUACGAGGAAGUUAUCACGGAGGCUUGGAUUAAAGACCAAGAAGAGCUCGAAAGGAAGGAAAGAGAGAAAAUAGAUGCCAGAGUUUACGGCAAUUGGAAACGUCUCAUUAAAGGACUGUUUAUUCGUGAACGGCUGAGGGCUAAGUAUGGUUUUGAAGAACCGAGUACAUCGAACAAGGAGAAGAAACCAAGAGGGCCCCGGUUCGUGGCGACUAAGAAACAUAAAUAACUGUGAAGUAUGGUAGUAACAAAUCAAGUAUAAUAUAUUUGUUAUCCCAUUGAAUACUUUUAAUAAAAAUACAAUGGUUUAUAUAUUUUUGAAGAUAGAAUCAUUAAAAUCACUUGUGGGAUAAUAAAAUAAAAAAAAAAUGUGAAUCAUUUGUCAUCACUUUUGAAACAAAAUACGUUUUGGGGGGGCUGGACCCCUUUAAUUAACUUUUUAUGAAAGUUAGUAGACUUGUUAUCACAUGGAGUAUGGAUAUCUCAGACAAGUCAUUGAAUGGUCAUUAAUAACACAGCUUGUAUUAGAAAUAGCAUUUAGAGGGCGCUAGACAUCAUUAUAAUAUCUAAUGCGCAAUAACUGUUUUAGUGACUUCUUAAUUAGUUUAGUGAUUAAUUUUGUAUAACAAUUUUGAUUAAUUUACAUGUUACAUUGCCGGAAGUAUAUUGUUAUUGUUUUUUUAAUAUAGCGAGUGAUGUGAUCACGACAUAUUGUUAUUUAUUGUUAGUGUUAUUGUUAUAUAAUAAUGCUGUGGUGUUGUUGCAUGAGAAAACAUAACAUAAUGUUAAAGUGCAGUGAUUGAUAGAAUUUAGUUGAAAAAUCCAGUUUGAAAAUUGAAACUUAGAAAUUAUGUGCAUGAUUUGUCUUUUAAAAAUAUUCAGAGUAUUUAACCAGUUGAAUUUUUUAUCUGCUUUAUUAACCAUUUACUAUAACGAGUCCCUAUUGUCUACUGUUAUUCUUAGUAUGUUCCACCUCAAUCAUCUGUAGUCACAUAUUUUGUGGUUCUGUCCUUACAUAUGGCGUUGUAUCUCUCUUUGGUUAAAUACUCUAAGGAAUAUAAUUUUUAAUCACUUUAAGGUAUUCUUAAGUUUAGCUGUAAUGAAUAAGAAUGCAAUAAUAUGUUAUUGUAUCUCUGUUUUGUAAACUGUGUGGUGUAGAGUCCGCUUAUAAUGACACAAUAUUUUGGUUUUGAUAUUUAUAUGAUCAUAGAUGAAGGCAGUUUGUGUACAACAUAAUAUUAUCUAGUUUAAUAGUAGAAACAGUACAACACUGGAAACAGCCAAGCGCCGAGUGAAAGGUGAAGCACAUUAAUAUAAUAUAACGUUGGUCACUUUAACCAAUAAAAUUAUCGGAAAACUGCAUCAUUUAGAAUGGUAUGUCUGUCAAAGCGGAGCUCUCAGUACACUACAACCAAGUUUGAACAAAACCAAGCUUCACCCCGACUACUGAAGCAUAGUUAUAGGUAUUACUAGAUUGUACUGUGUGUGAAACAUUUUUUUUGUGUGCUAUAAAAUAAAAAUUACAUGUAAAUUACAAUCUUUAAAGAUUUAAUGCAAAUUUAAUUUGGCAGCCGAGUUACACUCAUAUAGUCAAAGAUAUAAAUAUUGCAUGUGCCAUCGAUGGGGUGCAACAUCCUGACAAUACAUUCCGCCUUUACUUGUGUGUCUAUAUUCAAUUGUUAUAUAAUUAUGACAACUUGUGGUGUAGGAUAACAGCAAUAUUUUUGAAUGUUUUAAUUAUUCAAACACUGAAAAUUACAACAUAAUAUUGUUCUACGAAAUACGUAAUAGAUACUUUAUGGACCGCUACAAUUUUCAAUUGAAGAAAUGACACACUUGUUAAUAUUAUUAUAACUGCAAUAAUUAUGAAUACCUAAGUACCUAAUUAUAAUAUACUUACUUUUUAUUUUAUGAAAUUAGAUGUAUUUGAAUUGUGUUAGCAUUUUAUUUUCAUAAUAAAAUUGUCUUGAAUGAUA